AACUUUCUAAUUAACGACCCGUGUGUCGCUGCAUGUUACGUAUGUGGCUUCACAACCCUAUGCCUAUAUAACGUAACGCCGUUAAGCGUCAACGACGUCGUUGUGUGCUGAGAAAUUUAUCAAAUAAGACAUUACUCUGCCAAAAAUUCCUCGACGCGCUUCCUAACUUCGUGUGAUACUUUGUUCGCUUACUAUUAAAAUCGUUGUUCCCGGGUCAUCGUUCAAUGCGCGAGAGAAGCGUGAAGACAUUGUUAUCGUAAAUAAACAUAAGUUUGUAUCUCGCGUGCUUGCUUUUAUCAUAGAUUGCGGGUUUAUUGUUUUAUUCGUUAUUUUUAAAUGAACAGGCCGCGAUGUCAUCUGUCGCAUCGGAUUAUCGAGGAUAAUCGAAUUAAUGGAUUGAGAUAUUAAGUUAGAUUAACGCAACGACGUUGUUAAUGCAUUGAAUUCUUGGUACUUUGACAAACAUGGGAGGAGCUGUAAGCACCGGACAGGACAAUGAUGAAUUAGUGGAUAAUUUAAUGGAAUCAGGAUAUAUCAAAACGAAGAAAGUCGAACAAGUUUUUAGAGCUGUGGAUAGAGCCGAUUAUGUUCUAUCCUCUUGUCGAGAAGGCGCUUAUCAGGAUCUAGCAUGGAAACAUGGAAAUCUACAUUUAUCAGCUCCUUGUAUAUAUAGUGAAGUAUUGGAAGGACUCAGUUUAGAACCUGGCUUAAGUUUCCUAAAUCUUGGAUCUGGAACUGGCUACCUCAGCACAAUGGCAGGAUUGUUAUUGCAACAACAUGGAACAAAUCAUGGCAUCGAAUUGCAUCAAGAUUGUCUACAAUAUGCAUAUGAUAGAUUAGAGGAGUUUAAACAAAAAUCAUUGGCUCUAAAUGAGUUUGAUUUCUGUGAACCAAUAUUUACACAAGGAAAUUGUCUUAGUGUCAUACCUGGAAGACAGUAUGACAGAGUAUAUUGCGGAGCAGCAUGCCCUGAAAGUCACGAAUUAUUUAUUAAGCAAUUUGUACGUAUUGGAGGUAUAUUGGUAAUGCCUUUUAAAGAUCAAUUGUUACGUGCGCAAAGAGUGAAUGAGGUUGAGUGGGACGAACGCACAAUGCUUCCUGUAUCAUUCGCAACUCUAGUCAUACCUCCAGCUUCAGAACACAAUUUAUUUCACCUACCGGAGUGCAAUCCUUUACCUCUGCAAGAAUUAUGUCGUGGUAGGAUUCGACAUUAUCUACGUCAAAAUAUCUGGCGCGAACAUCCUGAACUCGAGACCGAAAAGCCUUUAGAUACCUCACCACAGAUACAGGAAAGACAAACUACACAACAACGUACUCUCAGACGUUUCGUAAUACCGAUCUUCGAGGAAUCCGAUGAGGCCUUAUCCGACGACGAACAGGAAAUUGGAAGAGCGCGCUUCUUGCUAAAUGCGAGUCUUGCCGAUGCACAUCCUGGGGAAGCUAUUACGACCACUCUUCAGUUGGUACGAGCUGUCAUACAACCGAAUCAGAACGAUAGAGAAGAAAAUCAACGGAUCUCGAGCAACGUUAGCGAAGAGACUCGAGACACCGCUGCAACCACGAACGUACGUCAACAAAGAAGAAAAUCUUCCGUGAAGAAUUCAACUUCAAGUACAAGCACAGACGGCACAAACGCCGCGGGUCAUAGUUCCACUACCAUGACUAUAGAUAAUGACAACAACAACGAGGAGAGAAGCGAAAGAAACGCGAGGAAGUCGGUAACCGCGUAUUCAAACAUGAGUGACAGCGAGAGUGACGCUGAGCAGGAGAAUGCUUUCGUGCAACGCAAGAAAAUCGCGAAACGCGAGAAGACGGAUAGCGGUAUAGUGGAUGAUAUGAAUUUCGAAGACGGCAGUUCCAGCUCGAACACCAACCAAUCCGACUCCGACAUCACUGAUACAACGGACGCGGGCGACGCGAUGGACGUGGAGCUGCCUGAUGCGGUUUACAGUUCUUGCAGAAGUACAUGCGGCUCUCGUUCCACGCCGAAAGACCCUACCUCCCGCCAGAUUGCAACUGCCAUGCAUUUUGUGGACAGUAACGUGUUCGCCGUUUACAUGAGGGAAAAGAUACAACAAUUACCAUUGCCUUUUUCAAUAAAGCUGUACAUGAACUAUAAUCGUAAGUUAUAAGCGCGUCACACGUUAUUUUUAUUUUAAAAAAUACAUUCACUUUAUUACGCAAUAAUUUCACAUUGUUUUUUUUCUUUUGUAUAUGCAUUUUACUGCAAACUUGUAUAAUCCAUAACGAGUUUCAUCAUUUCAAAUGAUGUUUGUAUUUAAUAUGGACUCCUAUCUCGAGCUAUUUACAUUUUACGUAUGUUACGAUGUCACUUAAUCUCGCUACUGAUAAUACCUUAUGCGUUUGUAGAUAACGAAUUCUCAACAACUUUUUUCCCAA
Messenger RNA from Nylanderia fulva, 2400 nucleotides. RefSeq names its product protein-L-isoaspartate O-methyltransferase domain-containing protein 1. Gene Ontology annotation, molecular function: protein-L-isoaspartate (D-aspartate) O-methyltransferase activity. The record is from RefSeq and is a predicted model, not a curated record. Gene Ontology annotation, biological process: protein modification process. Gene Ontology annotation, cellular component: cytoplasm. Lineage: Eukaryota; Metazoa; Arthropoda; Insecta; Hymenoptera; Formicidae.